This is a messenger RNA of Pungitius pungitius (ninespine stickleback), 489 nucleotides long. It is a transcript of the gene hypk, whose product is annotated as huntingtin interacting protein K. The record is from RefSeq and is a predicted model, not a curated record. Gene Ontology annotation, biological process: negative regulation of apoptotic process; protein stabilization. The transcript has 4 exons. The coding region runs from base 45 to 410 and encodes 121 amino acids. NCBI's taxonomy places the organism in Eukaryota, Metazoa, Chordata, Actinopteri, Perciformes, Gasterosteidae.
UUGCCGGAACCCUUCUUUUCGUUCCGGGCCUCAAUAGAGUAAUCAUGGCGGCCGAUGGAGACGUCGAUUUGGACCUCGAAGCCGACGAAAACUGCACCGGAAAACCGGCAGAGAAGCCCCGUAAACAUGACAGCGGCGCCGCGGACCUGGAGAGGGUCACGGACUACGCGGAGGAGAAGGAGAUCUCCAGCUCUGACUUAGAAACGGCGAUGUCGGUGAUCGGAGACAGACGGUCACGGGAGCAGAAAGCCAAGCAGGACAGAGAGAGAGAGUUGGCCAAAGUCACCAUCAAGAAAGAGGACGUGGAACUAAUUAUGUCGGAGAUGGAGAUCUCGAGGUCGGUGGCGGAGCGCGGCCUGAGGGAACACAUGGGCAACGUGGUGGAGGCGCUGGUGACUCUGACCAACUGAACAAAGACGCCACAACGUUUCUCUCUCCCCCAAAUCUGAACUCUUGUUUUGUUUUUUCAAUAAAAGUUGACCUGCUUCA